Molecule: messenger RNA, 2312 nt
Organism: Suillus paluster
Lineage: Eukaryota; Fungi; Basidiomycota; Agaricomycetes; Boletales; Suillaceae
Exons: 5
Coding region: 21-2312 (763 amino acids)
Source: RefSeq, a predicted model, not a curated record
CUUUCUACUUGUCACCUGCGAUGUGGUCAAAAUUAAGCAGCGCACUCAAGAGGGACGAGCCUACAGACGUUUUAUCAAAAGUAUACGAACAACAUCCAAACUUGUCGGUAUUCCAUGAAUCAAAGAAACUAUCAAAAGUUAAAUCUCAUCUUCACUUGAGUCGUGCAUCAUCAGACGCUACUAGAGAAGAAUUCAACAGCGUACGAUCAAUCCUACGUGACCCAAACACACCAGGAACAGGACGAAACGUUCGUUUCUUCUCUCGCGAUGUAUACAAGCAAGACUCUUCCUCAGAACCAUCAUUCCCCGCGCGCACGACGCGUCCAUCAGCAAUGGAACUCUUCUCACCAGACGACUCCAAUCCAUUCGCACCAGACGAACAAGCCACUUCAACUCCCUUCAAACCACUCGAACCCUCCUUCGUCCUCUCCCCAACAACAUCCACAUUCUCAGACGAAAUAAGCAUUCCCCCAACUUCACCUCCACCACGCAGUCGCAGCCGCGCCCUCAGCGACACCGUAUUCCAAACAAUCCUCAGAAAACAAGCACCAGAAGCAGACAUCAACGAUACAUCAACCGCAUCUCUCGUUCUCGCUCCAGAACCAGACCCAUUCCGCGUAAACGCCACCACUUACUACACACCAGGAACAAUGAUCCCCCCUACUCCCCCUCAAGCAUCAACUCACAGCCGCACAACUAGCAAAGAUGACGACAUCCUAUGGAGCCUUCGUACUCAACUCGCUCUCUCUCAAGAACUAUGCGCUCAAUACGAGAUCGAUUUAGGGGCGAGAGACGAGCUCGUUCAAGCUCUUACUCUGCGCGCUGAAUCAGCUGAAAAGGAAAGAGAGAAAAGCAAGACCGUCUUGCGUACUUGGAAGAAGAAGGCAGGGGAACUAGAACGCAUGUGUCGUACCCUCGAAGAAGAAGUCGAUACUUCCCGCCAAGAAAGCCUAGAACGCAGCGUCAUGGACGAAGCCAGCGGCGAAGCACUCCGUAUGCUUCAUCGCCAGAUCUCACAGCUCGAACGCGAGAAGGAAGCACUCCAAGAACACUCCCUCCUUCGCGAGAAAGAUGCCGAGCUCUUAACGUUGCGCGAAGAGAUGACGCCACGGGAUGAUGCAGAACGCGAGCUGCGCGAUGGGAUAAGAGAAGCAAAGGAACAGAUGGAUCACCUGACGGUCAAUAGCGCACGCUCUUCAAUGGCAGAAGAAGCGCUCAUCCUAGCAGCUGAGGAGGAACGAGAGAGGCAUCAAACCAUCGAACUCGCAUGGGCAGAAGAGCGCGCACGAAUGCUCGAUGCGCACACAAUGGACAAGAACGCUCUCACAGCCGACUUGGAGCGUAUCAAGACGGAGCACGACGCAGCCAACCAAGAAAGGGCCGCCCACAUCGAAGACCUCCACUCCGAAAACGAAGCCCUCAGAUCCUCCCUCGAAGAACAAGAAACCAAGAUCCUAAGCAUGGAAGAAGAAUGGAGUCAAUCCAUCAACCACAUUUCCGAACUCCAACUCGCUAACGAAGAGCACACAAACCGCAUCAAAGACCUAACCUCCGAACUCACUUUCGCACACGAAAACAUCUCCCGCCUCGAAACCAACAUCCUAGAGCACACAACUACAAUCGCUACUCUAACAACCACUCUCCUCACCAACACCGAAACAACCGAGUCUCUCCGCGGCGAACUCGCCUCUCUCAAAGUCUCUUCUAACCGCACCAUCAGCGCCCAAACGCACCAGCUCGCCGACCUCCAAACCCAAACCCAAGACCAGUCCAAACAACUAGAGGUAGCGCUGCGCGACAAAGCAGAGAGCGAUAUCAGACUAAGCACGAGUAAAGAGCGCGUGAGUAGUUUGAUGGAUGAAGUGGCUAGGUUGAGGAGGACGGUGCAUGAGAUGCAGCAGGAGAGCGCUGCGAGGGAGGUUAGCUUUGUGCAGUUGAGGAAGGAGAGGGAGAGGGAUAGGGAGGAUGUUAAUGGGUUGAAUAUCGCGUUGGAUGCGAAGCAGCAGGAAUUGGAACUCAUCAAGAGGAAGAUAGCAAUGAAAGCACCAGUAACGCCCGCACCCCCUCCAACCCGCACCAUCCGACGCGAAAGCAUGAUCGGAACUCCAUCCAUGUCCGCCACAACUACAUCAUCCCGUCCUGCUUCAUCCAUGUCGGACGUCUCCAAAGCAUCAGACACGCCUAGCACAGCACCGAGAGCGAGUCUUGGUGCUCUUACACGGAGCGGGCUGGGAAAAUGGGUCCUCCACCUGCGAAAUCUGCCCGAGCGUCGUUGGCUACGCCUACUCCGACACAUACACGUGUGUCUCUAG